This is a messenger RNA of Cydia strobilella, 3609 nucleotides long. RefSeq lists its product as uncharacterized. The record is from RefSeq and is a predicted model, not a curated record. The transcript is spliced from 22 exons. Bases 157 to 3486 code for a protein of 1109 amino acids. Gene Ontology annotation, molecular function: hydrolase activity, hydrolyzing O-glycosyl compounds. Gene Ontology annotation, biological process: carbohydrate metabolic process. NCBI's taxonomy places the organism in Eukaryota, Metazoa, Arthropoda, Insecta, Lepidoptera, Tortricidae.
ACGUUGAAUCUGCCUCUUUCCUCGUUUACUUGAGUAUAUUUUGAUUUAACGUUUAACUAAUCGUUUAACUUGGUUUAGUCUUACGCUUUAGUGGUCACUCUACUUGUCAAUGUUGUCGAGUUCAGAUCAGAGUUGCUUAAAGUGAUAGAAGUGAAGAUGCGUGCGGUGGAGUGUGUCGUAUUACUUGUUGUUGUUUUAAACUUUGUUUGUGGACAAGAAGAUGUAGAAACAGGAGACAACCUUCAGUACCAGUUCUACCCGGUGGUGGGGAGCUCGUUGCAGUUCAAAGUGCGCGCGCACAAUGAUGCCCACAUCGCGCUUUCCUUGCACCCAACGGAGACGGAUCCUCUGUAUGAGAUUGUCAUCGGAGGCUGGGCCAACUCAAAAAGCGUGAUCAGAAAGAGGGCUUGCUCAUUUCACAGAAAAGAUGAAAAGCCGACACCUCAAUACCUCAGCGAGGAUGUGUUUCGCGGUUUCUGGGUGCAUUGGGACAAUGGGAUAGUGUCAGCUGGGCGCGAGGGCGAGACAAACGCGUUCCUUUCAUGGCGUGAUAAUGAGCCGUUCUCUAUUGCCGCUGCAGGAGUGCACACUGGAUUUGGGUCAAAGGGUGCCUGGAAGUUACAAAAUGCGACUUUUGAAGACAUUGACGUAAGAAAUAAAGACGAGCAUGAAUAUUUAGAAGUGAAAACGGACGAAAAUAAUAAUCAUAAGUACCAGUUCUUCCCCGUGUCGGGCAAUAUGCUGCGCUUCAAUGUGCGCGCGGCCAACGAUGCUCAUGUUGCGCUCUCCAGCCACCCGUGGGAGUCUGGCCCAAUGUAUGAGAUCGUUAUUGGCGGUUGGGCAAACUCUAAAAGCGCAAUCCGACGAAGAUAUUGCAAGCAGCAAGAGAAGAUCGGUCUUACGACGCCUCAGUUCUUGAGCAAAGAUGAAUACCGUGGGUUCUGGAUGAAAUGGGACACUGGCAUCGUUCAGGUCGGGAAAACAGAGGAAGCCAGUCCAUUCUUAUUGUGGCACGACCCUGAUCCUUUCAAGGUCGCUUUCGUGGGAGUUCACACUGGUUUCGGGUCAACUGGCACAUGGAAGAUCGAUAAUGUCCCUUCUGACCCCAAGAAUAUCGAUAAUGAUGUGUUUACGGGAGAUAACGUGCAAUACCAAUUCUUUCCUGUGUACGGCACCUCGACAAAGUUCAGAGUGCACGCGCGGAACGACGCCCACAUCGCUCUCGCCUCCAUACCUCGGGAAUCUGGACCCAUGUAUGAGAUCGUUAUCGGAGGAUGGUCGAACACAAAAAGCGCAAUAAGAAGGAGAACCUGCUUCCCAUGGGAGAGAGAAGAAGUCCAAACCCCAAAUAUUUUAGGCGGCAGCGAAUACCGCGGCUUCUGGGUCAGGUGGGAGAGUUCCACGAUCCUGGUGGGACGCCAAGGCGAAGCCAAGCCCUUUAUGACUUGGCUUGAUCUGGAGCCUAUACCGGUAUCCUAUUUUGGCGUGCAUACAGGCUUUGGAGCUACUGGCUUGUGGGAGAUUGAUAAUGUACAAAGCGGCGAAGGAAACAAAUCUGUGUUACCUACGGGAGACAACACAGAGUAUCAGUUUUUCCAAAUAUCGGGUCGCACAGUGACCUUCAAGGUGCGGGCAAAUAACGAUGCCCAUGUCGGUCUUUUCUCGGAAUCCCGCGAAACAGACCCCAUGUAUGAGAUUGUUAUUGGAGGUUGGGGAAACACAAAGAGCGCAAUCAGAAAAAAAUAUUGCCACCAAAAAGUUGAUAAAGUCGAAGUUUCAACACCAAAUUACUUGAAUGAGAAUCAGUACCGCGGUUUCUGGGUGCGCUGGAAGAAUGGUAAAAUCUCUGUCGGACAGGAAGGUUUGAAUAGACCGUUUAUGUCAUGGGACGAUUUCAAGCCCGUACCUGUGACCCAUAUGGGUUUACACACUGGAUUUGGGUCUACUGGCACUUGGAAGAUCACAAAUGAAUCUCGUAACAAUGCUGAGGAACGUAUUGUAACUGGUGACAACGUCCAGUACCAGUACUUCCCGAUUUCAAGUACAUCGCUGCAUUUCAAAGUGCGGGCCCGCAACGACGCCCAUGUUGGUCUUACAUCAGGGCCCCAGGACACUGACCCUAUGUAUGAGAUCGUCAUUGGUGGUUGGGCGAACUCAAAGAGCGCGAUUAGAAAAAGAUGCUGCCUUCCACCUGAGAGAGAUGAAGUUCAGACACCAGAAAUCUUAGACAACGCCGGUUUCCGUACUUUCUGGAUGAGUUGGGACAAGGGAAACGUUAUGGCUGGGCGGGAGGGAGAAACGAGCCCCUUUUUGAAGUGGCAAGACCCUGAUCCUUUCCCUGUUAGCUACUUGGGCGUGCACACCGGUUUCGGGUCUAGCGGGACUUGGAAACUCGGAUCUUCUACUAUUGAUGAUCGAGUUAGCCACAAGCCGGUAGUAAUCCCGCUUGUGCUGACAGCGGAAACUCCGGCGCUGGCAGUGUGCGCGCCGACGCUGACCCGCCUAUUCACGGGCACCGCCUGUGCAGGGAAGGUCGUCUUCGAGGAGAACUUCGACGCUCUGCGUGAAGAUGUGUGGCAGGUCCAGCAGUACGUACCAAUUGACCACCCUGAACUUCCAUUCGUGUCCUACCAACGCUUCACCGUUUCCGUGAAAAAUGGGUACCUCCGCAUUACACCUGCAUUGCAGCAGGUCCAGCCUGGUUUCACUUACUAUAGUUUAUAUGACUCCUUGGACCUAUAUAAUGGAUGUACAUCGGGACAGUCUUCUUCGUGCCAUAUAGAAGCUAGCGAUGGCGCGUCCAUCAUACCACCGGUGGUGGGAGGUCGUGUCACUAGCAAAUCUAGUUUUGCUUUUACGUAUGGUAUCAUCAGUGUUCGAGCCAAAUUACCUCAAGGCGAUUGGAUUUACCCAGAGAUUCUGCUAGAGCCGCUAAUAAAUAAAUAUGUCUAUGGAACUAAGAACUCGGGGAUGCUGAAGAUAGCGUGUGCACGUGGAAACUUAGAUCUCACAAAAGGCUCUACUCAGUUUGGAAAUAAGGUACUAUAUAGUGGCCCCGUAGUAGAUACAACGUGUCACAACGCAUUAUUUGUCACUAAAGCAUCUAAUAAAUAUUGGGGCGACGAUUUCCACGUUUACUCCGUCAAAUGGACCCCGGAGAGUUUGAUCAUGUCGGUGGAUGGUGAGGAGUACGGUCGCAUCGAGCCAGGGGGAGAUGGUCUGCGCGCGAGUCUGCCAAAGACCUGCGCUGGUCCGCAACAAUCGGGCAUGGCGCCAUUUGACGACCACUUUUAUAUAACCCUAGGGUUGGCAGUCGGAGGCCACACGGAGUUCCCUGACGCUUGCUUGUCAAAGGACCACAAGAAACCGUGGAAGGACCGCGCGUCCAAGGCAACCCUGAACUUCUGGAACGAUAUUGACACCUGGCACGAUACGUGGGAACUGCCAAAGCUAUUGGUUGACUACGUGAAAGUUGUCGCGUUGUGAUUCUUUAGAACUUUAGAACAGGUUGAUCUACUGCAGUAGUACACUUUGAAGAGAUGUUAAAUUAUAAAUUCGUAAUAAAAUGUUUAUCAACUUUGCUAUGUUCGACAUGACAAUAAUUACGCU